Molecule: messenger RNA, 1491 nt
Organism: Rhizopus microsporus ATCC 52813
Lineage: Eukaryota; Fungi; Mucoromycota; Mucoromycetes; Mucorales; Rhizopodaceae
Product: succinate-semialdehyde dehydrogenase-like protein
Exons: 6
Coding region: 1-1491 (496 amino acids)
Biological process (GO): GABA catabolic process
Molecular function (GO): succinate-semialdehyde dehydrogenase (NAD+) activity
Source: RefSeq, a predicted model, not a curated record
AUGUCUGCUAUGAGGUCUAUUGUCACUACAGUUGAUGUUCCAAAGCUCAAGGACCCAAGCCUACUGAAACACACUGCGUUUAUUAAUAAUGAAUGGACCAAUAAAGAUGUAUCCGAGACCUUUUCUGUAUUGGAUCCUGCUACUGAUAAAGAAAUUGGAAAGCUACCAGAUAUGGGCGCUAAAGAAACCCGUGAGGCUAUUGAAGUGGCAGCAGAGGCCUUUAAAUCAUGGUCUACAACCACAGGCAAAGAACGACACGACCUUUUGUUAGCUUGGUAUAGAACCAUUAUGGACAAUCAAGAGGACCUUGCUACUAUCUUGACAUGGGAAAAUGGCAAGACCUUGACAGAAGCAAAGGGUGAGGUUGCUUAUGGUGCUUCCUUUUUCGAAUGGUUUGCUGAAGAAGCUGUCCGUACUUAUGGUACCGUCAUUCCUUCACAUAUCCCUCAUCAAAGAUUUAUUACAAUCAAGCAACCCGUUGGUGUAGUUGGCGUAAUCACCCCUUGGAAUUUCCCGAUUGCCAUGAUCACACGUAAGGUAGGUGCUGCAUUGGCUGCUGGUUGUACAUGUGUCAUCAAGCCUGGGGCAGAGACACCUUACUCAGCUUUGGCAUUAUGUGAGCUUGCUCGACGUGUGGGUAUCCCCGCUGGUGUAGUCAAUGUGAUUCCUACACACAAGCACGUAUCAGAUGUCGGAAAAGAGCUGUGUACAAACCCUACCGUCCGAAAGAUCUCUUUUACUGGUUCUACUGCUGUUGGUAAACUUUUGAUGGCCCAAUCAGCCAAUACAAUGAAGAAGGUCUCUAUGGAACUUGGUGGAAAUGCUGCAUUCAUCAUCUUUGAUGAUGCUGAUAUUCAAGCAGCCAUUGAUGCUGUGAUAGCAUGCAAAUUUAGAGGUACAGGACAGACAUGCGUAUCUGCCAAUCGUAUCUACGUACAAAAUGGUAUCUACAAGGAAUUUUCUACCCGUCUUGCUGAAAAAGUGAGUCAGUUCAAAGUUGGACACGGAUUCCACUCGGAGACAACUCAUGGUCCAUUGAUUAACGACAAAAGCAUUGAAAAAGUCAAGACACAUGUUGAAGAUGCUGUCAAUAAGGGAGCUAAUAUCUUGACGGGCGGUAAGCAUCUCGGUGGCUGCUUUUUUGAGCCUACAGUCUUGGCCAACAUGAAGAAACAUAUGACAAUUCAUUCUGAGGAGACAUUUGGCCCUGUUGCUGCCUUGUUUGGAUUUGAUAGUGAGGAUGAAGUGAUUUCCUUGGCCAAUGAUACAUCCUUUGGAUUAGCCAGUUACUUCUUCUCUCGUGAUGUAGGACGUUGCUGGAGAGUGGCUGAACGUUUAGAAUCUGGUAUGGUUGGUGUCAAUACUGGUAUUAUUUCUAAUUGUUACGCUCCAUUUGGUGGCGUCAAAGAGAGUGGUCUUGGUCGAGAAGGCUCACAGUACGGUAUUGACGACUAUACUCACAUAAAGUACAUCAACAUGGGUGGUAUUUAA